Messenger RNA from Oncorhynchus keta (chum salmon), 870 nucleotides. RefSeq names its product lysophosphatidic acid receptor 6-like. NCBI's taxonomy places the organism in Eukaryota, Metazoa, Chordata, Actinopteri, Salmoniformes, Salmonidae. The record is from RefSeq and is a predicted model, not a curated record. Gene Ontology annotation, molecular function: lysophosphatidic acid receptor activity. The coding region runs from base 1 to 870 and encodes 289 amino acids. The transcript has 5 exons. Gene Ontology annotation, cellular component: membrane. Gene Ontology annotation, biological process: positive regulation of Rho protein signal transduction; phospholipase C-activating G protein-coupled receptor signaling pathway.
AUGUUCAACCUUACAGCACUGGUAGUCUUCUUCUGUUAUACCAAGUUGUGGUCCCACACCAUGGUCUACAUGACAAACCUGGCCAUCGCAGACCUCCUCCUGGUCCUCACUCUGCCCCUGAGGAUCUACUACCAUCUGGGCUUGUCCGGGUUACCUCAGGUCUUGUGUGAAGGGAUGGGCCUGGUUCUUCUGGUCAACAUGUAUGGCAGCAUAUUCCUCCUCACCUGCAUGUGUUUCGACCGCUGCAUGGCCGUGUGCCUACCCAUGUUGUCCUGGGUCCAGGUGGGGCGUAAGAAAGCCCCGCUGGUCUGCCUUGGGGUGUGGCUGCUCACCGCAGGCGCCAGCCUCCCCAUCUACAUCUCCAAACGCAGAGAGGUGUCCAAGGACAUCGAGGUCAAUUGUUUCGGGAACCUCCCAGUCUACGCCAUGCAGCCCAUGGCGGUCGCCUCGACUUUAACCGUCGGCUUCGGCAUCCCCUUAUUGGUGAUGUUAGUCUGUUCCUGGGCAUUGAUCCAGGCCAUCACAAGGAGCUCCAUAGCCCAAACAGACUUCAUCGACUCUGGGAAGAUUCAGAGGAUGAUCACCAUCAGCCUGGUGAUAUUCCUCACCUGUUUCCUGCCCUACCAUGGGACUCUGGCCCUCCUCUAUGUCCAUAGGGAGGCGAUAACAUGCCCCCUUCUGGCAGCAUACCACUAUAGCCUAAUGGUGGCCUGUCUGAAUGCCAUGUUGGACCCACUAGCCUACUACUUCACAACAGACACGUUCAGGAGGAAGAUGGAUAAGGAUUCUAUCAGAAGGAUGUUCCCUGUAAACAGUCACAGCUCUGAGGGGAUCAACAUGAGGGGAUCCAGGGGACCUGUCAAUACCUGA